Pocillopora verrucosa is the source of this 661-nucleotide messenger RNA. RefSeq lists its product as uncharacterized. NCBI's taxonomy places the organism in Eukaryota, Metazoa, Cnidaria, Anthozoa, Scleractinia, Pocilloporidae. The record is from RefSeq and is a predicted model, not a curated record. Gene Ontology annotation, molecular function: nickel cation binding.
GUCUGCUCACUCUUCAUAGGACUCGUUGUUGGGAAAGGCACAGAGAAGUUAUACUGCUCUGGAAAGUGAAAGAAAUCCGGUCUAUAACAGAAAUCUAACCAAAGGCAGAAAAAUAAAGAAGAAACUACACAUGGGAAAGGAAACUAGUUUACAGCCAGUAAUUUCACAGAGCCACGUUUCAGUUCCUGGAUAUGGUUGCGCUGAGUUUCGCUGCAUUCCUCAGAAAGUUUCUUCAGCUGAUGAAUCUCACCCCAUCAAGUUAAAAACAAUGAAUUCCAGACUUUAUUUCACACACCCUUUGAAGUUGUUGGUGACACGUCAGUUCAGUCCUCAUUGUUUGGCACAGUCAGACUGUCAGUGGAUUUACAAAGUGCAAAGUGGAGGAAGCCAUACAAGUCUAAAUAUUGAUGUAGGAGAAAACUGCAAGGUUGUGUUCACAACACAAGAAUACCCAAAGAUUUUAGCAUCAGAUGAUGAUUCCAUUGGUGAACAACAUCUCAAAGUACAUGUGGCUGAUGGUGCAAUCCUAGCAGUGUUGCCUGAUCCUAUCAUUUGCUGCAAGAAUGCCAAGUUCCAGCAAGAACAGGUAAAAAGUAGAGGUGUUGCAAAAUGGUCACCUGCAUCUGCAUUUGUGAAUGAUGCUGCAUAUCAGCUAACUUGA